Messenger RNA from Triticum aestivum (bread wheat), 2473 nucleotides. RefSeq lists its product as uncharacterized. The record is from RefSeq and is a predicted model, not a curated record. The transcript has a single exon. Bases 413 to 2473 code for a protein of 686 amino acids. Lineage: Eukaryota; Viridiplantae; Streptophyta; Magnoliopsida; Poales; Poaceae.
CAAAUCUUCUUGAUGUUAAGUUGUCACUUCUGUAUUUCACUAUUGUCUCAAAAGUGUGUGGAUCUAUUUCUUUCUUAGCCUUGCUAGGUAAAGUUUAGUUUCUGGUAGGCUCCUAAAAUUCUUCCUUUUCAUGGCAAAUUCAUGCACAUGGCACAUCAACUUUAUUAACAAUUUUUUUCCCCUCCUGUUGUAUGUUUCUGAUUGAAAAACAUUACCCUUCAUCAAUAGCUUACUGAAGCAGAUCCAUCAAAUACAAACUUGGUAUAAAUAAAAUUAAGCAUGGGUCACUUUACUUUUGUUUUUAAGGCAUGCUGGGCAAUUGUUUCCAUUCGUAGCAAGAUACGAUGUGCAAAAGAUACAUAGGCCCAUAUAACAGUUUUAGCCAUUUCAUUUGAAGAGUUAGUCUGUGGUUAUGUACAUGCUUAACGUAUAUGUUCCACUUAUAUUGAAACUCACAAUUUGUAAUAUCAAUGUCUCUUUUUAUGUAGGUAUUGGAUUCAAAAGUGUGUUCCUGAUAUCAAGCCAGCCCCAUAUAUUCAGUAAUGGGUAUCAAAUCAAGUUUAAUGAGAUGCCAUGUCCAGAAUGCAAUAUUGGAUACAUUGUCCCGGAGUGGGUUGAAUCCAGGCCUAGCCUUUCAGAUAUCAAACAGACAUAUGGGUCUACCAGAGACCUUCCAACAACCUGUAUCGUCCUGCCUUUGAAGGAUGAGAAGGUCACUGCGGUGAAGCAGCAGCUGUCAAGCUUGCAUCCAGAAAUGCUACUGUUUCUGUCAAAGAUCAGGCGGCUUUCUGUCCGUGAAGAUAACGGCAACACUAGAGGCAGCACUGUUAGUGAGAUUGCAAUAUCGAGUGAGAAGAACUUUGAAGUGAGGAAGAACAUGCACGCGGAGUCUUACACGGUCUUUUUAUCUGCUCAAGAGAAUGAGAGUGAAGCAGAGUGCGGGUACCAUAUGUGGAGGCAGAGGUUCCUUGUCAAAGCAGAGAACAGGGUGGACAAGCGUACUGAAAUCGAUGAGUGGGUCAUCACCCUAGCCUUCCCUCUUAAGGAGCGACUAUCUCGUGGGAAGCAGCUAUCCCCUGGCGUAUAUGCUUUCCUUCCCACGGAGAUGGUAACGAACUUCCCCUUCAUCAUUCAGGCUGACUUCCUCCUUGCAUCGUCAAGAGAGGCGAUACUAUUCGAUAGUCCAUGGAACAAGGGAAUUCUGGAGUGUAUCCCAAGUGCAUUCAUGAAUGCCUUUGUAGCACUUGUCAAGUCCAGAACAGAUGCACCAGCAAUGACUAUUCCGUCGAUGUUCCAUUACCUGCCAGUCAGUCCUUCGCUGAUCCCUUUACUUGAGCCUGUUAGGUCUGGCAUCAAAGAGAAGGUUCUCGUUGAGGAUAUAGUUCCAUGUGAGUCUCACGCUCCACAGAAGAUGUUUUGCAAGCCUUGCGAGGUUGCGCGGCUCAAACCAGCAUUUUGGGAUAUCCUUGUCAAGGCGAGAGAAUCUGGAGUGGACCUUAAGAACCUGUCAACCCAUGGAACCUACAUUCUCAGCUCUCAUUUCGACAAGAGUGCAUACAACAGUGUUCUUACAUUUCUGGAUGUCAAAAGUGUGAGCCAUGAAUGGUAUGCAAAAUGCAUCGAGGGGUCUAAUCUUGUCAGCAAUGUAGAUGAACAGCUUUAUCUUGAACUUGUAUCUUUUGUCGCAGACAGUUGGCAAAGCUUUUCCAGUACAAAGAUGAUGCAAAUUCCUCUGCUGAAGUAUGUUGACAGGAACAAAAAUGUAUCUGUCUGGAGCAUAUCUAGAGCUAGUCAGUGGAGUGAUAGACUGUGUAUUGCAUCUGAUCGGAAGUGGAUGUCAUGGCUUAUCAGCUGGAACCAGGAGUUUCCAUCUUCUAACCGGUUUUUUGUGCCUCCCAGUACACAAACAGCUCUGCAAGGUUUCGCGCAGAAGGAAAAAGUGACAUACUGGCUUCAGAGCCAUGCAAAAGUGGAGAUUGUAUCUGUAUACACUUACGGGGAUAUUGUGGUCAAGUCCUUGAACUGUGAUCGAAGGCCUGCCAUCGCCUUUUCUCACUUUCUGUAUCAUUCAUCCAAUAAGAACUACAUGGAGAGCUAUCAGUUAGCAGACCUGUGUCGUACCAUGCCGGUAAUUGACAACUAUGGCAAUGCAGUUACGGAAAGACAAAGCAUUCUAGUUCCUGCAAAUGGUAGCAAAUGGGUUGGACUGAUGGGCACAAACCCAUGGAGGAAUGAGAAAUACAUCGAACUGUCAGCAGAUUACAAGUCAGCAGGUCAUUUCGCCGGGUACUACACACCGGCAGAUUGGAUCUUGGAUUUUCUCAAGACAAAGAUGCAGGCCUCGGAUGUGCCGUUCAUACACCCUCCAAAUGCAAGUUUCCCGACAGUCUCAUCACCUCUGACUGGACAAUGCAAUCUUGCUACUGCAAUGGAUAAGGAAUUUGAAGGCAAAAGGUGUACAACUACCAGCUAG